AUGGAUAUGCCACAAUUACUGAACCUCUGCGAGCCCUUACCCACAAGAACCAUGCCUGGGAGUGGAUGGACAAGCAAGAACAUGCCCUGGCCCAGCUCUGGCAUGUGUUUGGCCAAUGCACCUGUCACAGCGUGCUUCAACCCUGGGAAAACAACUGAAAUCUCUGUUGAUGCAAGCCCGGUUGGGCUAGGCGCUAUCUUAGCGCAAAUCGAUCCCACAACCAAAGUCAAGCGUAUCAUUGCGUAUGCCAGCCGGUCUCUGACCACCACCGAGCAACGCUACAGCCAGACUGAGCCCUCGCUGUAG
This is a messenger RNA of Paramuricea clavata, 306 nucleotides long. NCBI's taxonomy places the organism in Eukaryota, Metazoa, Cnidaria, Anthozoa, Malacalcyonacea, Plexauridae. The record is from the annotation of a GenBank genome assembly.